UUAUUACUGCAAGGCAAGCUAAGCUAGAAUCAAUUCAAUGGAAGAGAUUAUCUCUUCAUCUUCAAUCCCUAAUUCACUCCAAAAACGCAUCCAAUUCUUCCUCCACAACCGCCCUGAAUGGUGGGUUUACGCCAUUUUCUGGCAAGCCAGCAAGGGCGGCCACGGCCGCGUUGUGUUGUCGUGGGGGGACGGCCAUUUCCGGGGAACCAAAGGCGUCGGGCCGUCGAGAUCAAACCAUCUUCAGCUCCAAAACAAGUUCGAAGGUGAAGGGUUGGUUGAAGGCAACGUUACUGAAUACGCGGAGUGGUAUUACAUGGUGUCAAUGACAAAGUCUUUUGCAGCUCCAGAUGAUCUCAUAGUCCAAACGUUUGAUUCGGGAUCCUACAUUUGGCUGUCGGACAGCAACCAAGUCCAGUUUUACCACUCCGACAGAGCCAAAGAAGCUCACUUGCACGGCAUCAACACUUUGGUUUGCUUCUCAACCUCUGCUGGGGUUGUCGAAUUGGGAUCCUCGGAUUCCAUUCAUGAGCACUGGGAAUUGUUGCAAAUUGGCCGCUCUAUCUUUAACGCACAAACCCAAAACCAAACCCAAAGCCAAGAUCUGUUCCCGUUUAGCCAAGAUCUUAACCAAUGUCUUUCCCCUAUAGAUUUCCGUCUUGGAGAUCCUCAGGAGAAGGAGAAAGAGAGCAGGGCGGUGGAUCUACAUGGCCCGGAUUCGGAUAUCAAGAAAGAAGUGCUUGUAAUCAAUGACCUCUCGCCGGACUCGGGUAAUUCUGAUUUCUUUGAAACAACGUUAACCCACCAAUCCGGGAUGAACAACAUGGUCGGAUCCAGAAAGCGGUCGAGGAAAGGAGCUCUGACCGGACGGGAAAUGGCGAUGAACCACGUGGAGGCGGAGAGGCAGCGGAGGGAGAAGCUCAACCACCGAUUCUACGCCCUACGAAGCGUGGUUCCCAACGUGUCCAAGAUGGACAAAGCCUCCUUGCUAGCUGACGCGGUCACGUACAUCAACCGCCUAAAGGCUAAGGUUGAAGAUCUGGAAAACAAACUGGGAACGCACGGCGAAAACCAGAUGUCCAGGAAGCGAAUCAUGGAGAUAAUGCACGACGCUCAGAGCACCACCACGUCCACGGUGGACCACGUCAUGGGCGGCGGCUCUCCGUUUGGGGCGAUGGAUGUUGAGGUGAAGAUUAUCGGGUCGGAGGCCAUGAUCCGGGUCCAUUCUCCGGAUGUGAAUUAUCCGGCGGCCAGGCUUAUGAAUGUGCUUAGAGAAAUGGAGCUGAAGAUCCACCACGCCAGCGUGUCCAGCGUUAGGGACUUGAUGCUUCAAGAUGUUGUGAUUAGGGUUCCUGACGGAUUGACCAAUGAGGAAGAUGCCCUAAAAGCUGUCAUCCUUAGAAGAUUACAGUCUUAAUUAUUAAGCAACCCCGCCUCAAUGUCCUGCUCAGAUCAGCUGCCAUGUUUGCCUACUUUCUAUGUUUGUAAGUUUCUUUUCUUUCAUUUUCUUUCUCAUUUAGGCAACAAUAAAUGUAAAUUGCAGCCAACUUUCUUAGCUUGUUUUGUCUGGUAAAA
Molecule: messenger RNA, 1572 nt
Organism: Ipomoea nil (Japanese morning glory)
Lineage: Eukaryota; Viridiplantae; Streptophyta; Magnoliopsida; Solanales; Convolvulaceae
Product: transcription factor bHLH14-like
Exons: 1
Coding region: 38-1414 (458 amino acids)
Biological process (GO): regulation of DNA-templated transcription
Cellular component (GO): nucleus
Molecular function (GO): DNA-binding transcription factor activity; transcription cis-regulatory region binding; protein dimerization activity
Source: RefSeq, a predicted model, not a curated record